CCUUCAAUGUUUUUGUAUGGCUGAUGCUGAGUGCUGCAGUGGUUAGCUAGUUAGCAGAUAGCAAGGUAGUCAAAAAGUAGAAAUGGACUGAGAUAUGCAGAAUAAAAAUCAACACAAAAAGUCCAAUCAUUUCCUGUAAGCUAGAUAUGGAUGACAUUACAGUUUGCUAACAGGUUCCAACGUUUUCCCGAGCCUUGCCAGAGCGAGGAUGUUCCCCGGCUUAGCCCACAGACCAUGGCAAGUCUUCUGCAGGGUUUACCUGCAUCAACGAGCCCCCCUUACACAAUGGCCCCCUAGACUGGCCCGCCCUUGUUAUGGUGAGCAAUAUUUGGGUUGGCAAAAUGGUACCAAGGUACAAAAUGUGUGGCUCAGCUUUCCUGACUGUCGAGUGUCACCAUUUGCCUGGGCGCAAGUCCAGUACUAUUCAACGACGGGCAGCGGUAAAGACGGGCCUCCUGUGUCAACUGACCCCCCUGUCACAGCAGAGAAGGUAUUGGCAGCAGCAGGAGCUCAGCCGUCUCCUGAAGGCACGUCUUCAAAAGAUGGCGCCGAUGCUAAACUCCAAGGACUGACCAAAACAGAGGCUAUCCAAGUAAAAGUCCGAGCCGUCCUGAAGAAGAGAGAGUAUGGGACUAAGUACACCCAGAACAACUUCAUCACCGCCGUCAGAGCCAUGAAUGAGUUCUGUCUGAAGCCCAGUGACCUGGAACAGCUACGGAAAAUCCGUCGCCGGAGUCCACACGAUGACACAGAGGCUUUUACAGUCUUUCUGCGCUCAGAUGUGGAGGCAAAAGCUCUGGAUGUGUGGGGCAGUCCUGAGGCUCUUGCCCGAGAGCGAAAUCUGCGAAAAGAAAUUGAACAAGAGUACCAAGAGAAUAUCUUCAGAAAUCAGCAGCUAUUAAAGGAGUAUAAGGACUUCUGGGGCAACACUAAGCCUCGAUCAGGCAAGAGAGCCACAUUUCUACAAGGGCCAGGGAAGGUGGUUAUGGUAGCUAUAUGCAUAAAUGGACUGAACUUUGUCUUCAAGCUGCUUGCUUGGGUGUACACUGGGUCAGCCAGCAUGUUCUCCGAAGCCAUUCACUCAUUGGCCGACACAGCAAAUCAGGCCCUCUUAGCCAUUGGCAUCAGUCAGUCUGUGAGGAAUCCCGAUGCUGUCCACCCGUAUGGGUUCUCCAACAUGCGCUACAUCGCCUCCCUUAUCAGCGGCGUGGGCAUUUUCAUGAUGGGCGCAGGCCUGUCCUGGUACCACGGCAUCAUGGGCCUCCUGCAUCCGCAGCCAAUUGAGUCCCUCCUUUGGGCGUACUGCAUUUUGGCAGGAUCCCUUGUUUCUGAAGGAGCGACGCUCCUGGUUGCCAUCAACGAGAUCAAAAAGAGUGCACAGCAGCAGGAGGUCUCCUUCUAUGAGUACGUGAUGCAGAGCCGUGACCCCAGCACUAACGUGGUCUUAUUAGAGGAUGCGGCCGCUGUAAUUGGAGUGAUCAUGGCUGCUGGAUGCAUGGGUCUGACCUCCCUCACAGGUAAUCCGUACUACGACAGUCUGGGCUCUCUCGGUGUGGGCACCUUGCUGGGCGCUGUAUCGGCCUUCCUCAUCUACACCAACACAGAGGCCCUGCUGGGACGCUCCAUCCAGGCUGAGCAUGUGCAAAAGCUCACGGAGUUCUUAGAAAAUGACCCUGCAGUAAGGGCGAUUCACGACGUGAAGGCCACAGACAUAGGCCUAAGCAAAGUGCGCUUCAAAGCGGAGGUGGACUUUGACGGGCGGGUGGUGACGCGCUCCUACCUGGAGAAGCAGGACAUCGACCAGAUCCUAAAUGAUAUUCAGCAGGUGAAGACCCCAGAGGAGCUGGAAAACUUCAUGCUAAAGCAUGGGGAGAAUAUCAUCGACACACUCGGAGCUGAAGUGGACCGCCUGGAGAAGGAGCUUAAGCAACGGAACCCAGAGGUGCGGCACGUGGAUUUGGAGAUCCUAUAACUCUUACUUUUGGCAGGAGGAGAACGCCGUAUAGUAAACCAGAAAGAGAGAAGGAAGAAGAGAGAGAGAGAAAGGCAAGAGUGAAGGAAUCAGCGGGAGAUGAGGACUAAAAGCAUGUGCUUUCUCCCCACCCCACCCCCUCCAACCACCUCAUCUGAUGAAGUCUUACUGUGCUGUAUUAUUCAACAUAUUCCCUAAGUUCUAGUGACAAGCUUCAGGAGAAGGUUUCUUUUAAUUUAGUUUUAUUUUUGUUUUCCUCUAUUAUUUCCUCUUCCAUAGUCAAGCAAUGGUCACGGGACAAUCAUCCCAAAAUCUGAAUGUGCAUCCUCAGACCACCUCUUGUGUCUAGGGUACGUGUGUGUGUGUGUGCGUGCGUGCGUGUGUGCGCCUUGCGCACAUGCUGUGUGUGGCGGUGUGUGUGGUGGGGGGUCAGCAUGUGGUUGUGGAGACAUACUUGAGUAUAUUCCACGGUGUUGGAUACUAGAUUCCACCUGCCAGUCUGCUGCAGAGAAAGAUCUGCGAAUGCAGUUGAGUUCCAGUUUAGGUUCUGGUUUGGCCGUUAAUGUGAAUCAGGCAGGUCCACACUGGAAUCAUGUCCUCAGACUCGGAAGAACUUGAAACAAACAAACAAACAAACAAACAAACACAAAUAGCCAGAUCACUUUCUGCCGCAGACUCUCGCUGACCUCAUCUCUGUUCACUAGGGGUCUCUGCUCCGAUACAGUGUAUGAAUGUGAUGAGCUUUGCUGUAGCAGAACGAGAUAUGAAAUAAGCAACUAAUGUAUGUGGAGCAUCAUCAUUGCUCUCUUAAAAAAAUAAAAAAAACAUUAGGAAACAUAUAGGAGAUCAUAAACCUCAUUCUGUGUCAUAAUGAAUGGGUUUUGACAGAAAAAAAUAUUUGUGAAGAAAGGUUGGGACUACAGUAAUCACCAAUAAUUACAGCAGUAGUGAUGUAGUUAAAACCAAGGACUAGGGUAAUAUUAAUAUUUUCCUUUUAAAAAAGGAUUUUAAAUGUUCAUUGUUUAGGUUUCACUGUGUGUAUUUGCUGGAAAAGAGAAAAGUAACAGCUCUUAUAAAAAGCACUUAAAAUGUUGUUAACUCUGUGCAUGGCAUUCUUCAAGACUUCCAAGUGAAUCUUGCAGUAUUAGUGAUGUCAGCCACAGCCAAAUAUCUUCAUGUACACAAAACGUAAAAAUCCAAAGAUUACAACGGAGAAAAAAAAGAAAUUAGAAUUCAUAUAGGAGGUUGUGUUUGUAACUUAAUAUUGCGGUACCCUUCAUUAACACAGAUUACUGUUCAGUUGUUACGAAAUUGUAAUUGAAUGGAGAAGUUCUCUGACUGCUGAACCUUCAUCUAGAUUUUACUAAGUGACCUCAUGUAUGCCUGACAUUAAUAUCUCCAUAGAUUUAACCAUUUCACAGGGUCCAUUCACUACAGUCAGUCAUUUCUUAUUAAGCUACCUUUUACUAUUUAAGACUUCCUGUACUCGCUAACAGUGGUGCUUUGGUGUAGAUUAAGUUAUUUGUCAGCAUUCAUCUGUCGGUUUUAAUGGCAAUGUCUUCAUGGAGAGUGUUAAGAGGCGGCUGCUGAUUGCUGUGAAGGGUAGGGUUCCUGCUGUUCGAACGUUUAAACUCCUGCCUGGCACCAAAAUAAGUGUUUCUAUGGCCCGUUGUAAAUUUCUGCUGGGUUUUGUAAGCUUCAAGGUCUAAGUCCUAUCUCUCAUGUUGAAUAUCAGACCUCAUAUUCAGUAACAAACAAGCAAAACGUUGGAAAAAAAAAAAUAAUAAAUCACUGUAUACUAGGGCAGUGUACACCUUCGCUGCAUUCUGUGUAUUGAUCAUUAUAUGGUCUGUGAAUUCAAAAUAGACAUGCUUGGUAAAACCCAUUGUAGGCUAUAAUAACCAUGUAACGCAACAAACCCGCUCUGUGACAGUGAAAUAUGCAUCCACUCUCGUUUUUUGUAUAAAACCCAAACUUACAAGUAACUCGUAUAGGCCCUCGGUCUGCAGUGAGGUAGAAAUUAAACAUGAUUGUGAGCAGAUAGGUUUGGGUGUGUGUGGACAUCCUGAACUGAAGGAUGCAAACCCUUCCUGCCUUAGUGGUGGGCUGAUAUUGUUUUGUUCAAGGAGGUCAUAAACUAUAGUACAUAUAUUUUUAAAGAUGUUUAUCAACAUUGUCAAAGAUUUCUCUUGGUUUGAUCAGUGUAACUGUUGCAGAAAAUGAUUGAAUAAAUUGCAAUUAAUUUA
Molecule: messenger RNA, 4218 nt
Organism: Alosa alosa (allis shad)
Lineage: Eukaryota; Metazoa; Chordata; Actinopteri; Clupeiformes; Clupeidae
Gene: slc30a9
Product: solute carrier family 30 member 9
Exons: 21
Coding region: 209-1972 (587 amino acids)
Biological process (GO): positive regulation of transcription by RNA polymerase II; zinc ion transport; transmembrane transport
Cellular component (GO): nucleus; membrane
Molecular function (GO): monoatomic cation transmembrane transporter activity
Source: RefSeq, a predicted model, not a curated record